AUGCCUUUCAAGAGCGAAUCAAGAGGCCGAUGGCAGACAAACAAAGACGGCUUUCCCCGAGAGCACAACUGCCACAAGGAACGGAGAAAUCCUCAACGGAGCAGUCAGCGGCGGCGACUGAAGAUUCGCAGAAACGAACGAGAAGAAGCAGGUCGCAAGCCGGCACACGCGGAAAGGCAGAAGCAAGGGAAAAUUCGACGGAAAAGAAGAAGAGAAAACAAGAGAAGAGGGGAAAAAGAUAAACGAAAACAAGACUGGAGGACAAGACAGAGAAACGAGGGAAGAGAACACCGCAGGAAAAAAACGAGUGGACAACAAAAGAGGAGAACAAGAGAAGGAAACAAGGGAGGCCAAGAAGAGAGAAGAAAGAGGCGAUGGCCUCAGCGGCACAAUCGCGUGGAAGCGAAUUUCCUAUGAGAAAGCCGGAGGCGCGUGAGGGUGUCGAUCGCCAGGAGUAUGUACAUCGGCAACAACGACAGACCCCAGACCAAGCUGAUGUUUCUUUUUCGCGUUCUCGGAGUUGCAGAGAGAGGCGCGGCCGCGCGUUUCUUUCCAGUUUUGCCUGCCUGCUUUGCCGUGGUACAGACGCGUCGAGACCCUACGGAAAUUCACUCUUUCGACUGUUUUGCGCAUCAGAUACGAACGAAGAGCGGCUCGAAGACGAGAGGCGUUUUUCUAAGCAGAAAAACUGCGGACUUGUCCUUUCUCGAGUCUCCUUUUUGCUGUGCUUGGAAACUGUCCCCAGCGCGCGUAUUCUUAACUCAGGGAGAGGGUCGAACGCGUUCUGGGAGACCUUGUUCCUUCAUCUCACACUCUUCUUCUCUGUGGAAACUUCCCGUCUAACUCUUUCGGGUGUCUCUGUGUCAAGGACUGGCGG
This is a messenger RNA of Toxoplasma gondii ME49, 877 nucleotides long. RefSeq lists its product as hypothetical. NCBI's taxonomy places the organism in Eukaryota, Apicomplexa, Conoidasida, Eucoccidiorida, Sarcocystidae. The record is from RefSeq and is a predicted model, not a curated record. The transcript has a single exon. Bases 1 to 417 code for a protein of 138 amino acids.